Molecule: messenger RNA, 1484 nt
Organism: Linepithema humile (Argentine ant)
Lineage: Eukaryota; Metazoa; Arthropoda; Insecta; Hymenoptera; Formicidae
Product: transmembrane protein 47
Biological process (GO): cell-cell adhesion
Cellular component (GO): cell-cell junction; membrane
Source: RefSeq, a predicted model, not a curated record
AAAAUGUAGAAACUGCAAUGACUCAUUUGAUUAAAAUUGUAAAUGAAUAACGAAAUGUAGAAAUCGUAUGAAUCGUCGAAAUGAUACAUCUAGUGGUUUUGCAAAAUAUCGAACAAAUACUGUGUAUAAUUUUUAAAUACUUUAUUAAGAAAAACUAGUUACAUUAUAUUUUUCCUCUUUUUCUUUUUGUGAUGUCUAUGGUUUUCAUAAAUUUUCGUCUUCCGAAAAAGUUGUGGUUGGCAAGUGAUGGUGCGCCUAAGGUUUGGUUGAAACAAUUGCUGUCGGUGAAAGAACAGUGAAAGAAGACUAGAAUACAAACAAUUAACUCAUACGAUCUCUCUACUAUUGUCGUACACAUAUAUUAAAUAAAAGUUCAAUCAAAAUUAAUGUGAAUGAAUAUUUAUCAUGUUCAAAGUCAAGAUCUGUUUGCGAAAUCUUUAAAACCAAUUAGUGUUCACGUACUUGCUUCUAAAAUCGACGCUUUGUGUGCCAAUAUUGGGCACAUGCAAUGGGACAAAGAGAGAUUUCUAUCUAAAGCUAAUGCAAAAUAAAAGCAAAAACAAUGCCUCAAACGACCACUAUUGAAACUCUUACCAUAACCAGACCACUUAAGGUGAUCGCGUUUAUAUGUGGGAUCAUAGUGGUGCUGUUAAUGAUAAUGGGUCUGGCGUCGACCGACUGGUUAAUGGCUCUGGGAUGGAGACAAGGAUUGUUUGCUCAUUGCAUCGAGGAAGGUGCCCCGACGCCUCUUCCUUUCAACAUGCCCGAUCCUCCAGGAUGUUAUCCUGCAAGAGACAGCGCUUACAUUAAAGCGGCUGCAGCCUUGUGUGUAGUAUGCCUCAUAACGGACAUCGCUGCAACAAUACUCACUGGUUUGGGUUUACGCACGAGAGAUCACAAUGAUAAAUACAAAUAUUACAGAUUUGCAGUGUACUGCAUGGCUAUUGCACUGGUGUGCCUCUUGAUAGCACUGGUCAUAUAUCCCAUAUGUUUCGCAGCAGAAUUGAAUCUUGGAAAUCGAACCAAUUGGGAAUUUGGCUGGGCCUAUGGCGUUGGUUGGGGUGCAGUUAUUUUCCUGAUUGGAGGAGCAGUACUGCUGCUGUGUGAGAAAGAAAGCGAGGAAAUUUAUUACAAGGAAAAGAAGACUGUUCGCGACGACAUAGGAAGUGGUGGUUCCAUGAUCGGCAUGGGACAUCACGCUGGACGAAGUGGAACGCAGCUAGCCUAGUGGCAUUGCUCCCUGCCCGAUGUUGUUCUCUAGGUGAUUUAUUUUGUUUCUUUAUGCUCUCACAGUUCAACACAUGCGCAUACGAAAAGAUAUACAAGCUAUAUAAGAAUGGUUUUUCGGUAGGGUGUGUUUUUGGCUAAUUCAAAGAAAACUAUCCUUACAGAUUCUCCGAUCAAUUUAGAGUAAAUUUUUUCUUAAUACAUAAAUGUUGAAGUAUCAAUAGUUUAUUCACUUUUAUAUAACAAAGUAAAAUUUU